GUUGCGAAGGUGGCGUCCUACUCUGUCGACGACCUGAAGAAGGUGGUCCAAGCCAAUGCCGAGAAGCGUCAGUCGGAGGUUGACAAGGCAAGACGCCUGAUCACCGAUGAGGUGCAGAAGUUCAAAUGCUGGCAGGCCUCGCAAGGUGCCGUGCCUUACCUCGCAGCACUGCAGGCAAUGGCAGAGCAGAUCCGGCGUGCCGAGUACGCCAAGAUGGAGCACAAGCUCCGGGGCCUUCAGGACAAGGAGAAGGAGGCGCUGGACAAGCUCACGAGGCACAUCGUGGACCAGCUGUUCCGGCCUGUGUACUACUCCAUGAAGGAGCGACGACUCCAGCCCCCGGGUGGGGUUCACUAA
Symbiodinium sp. CCMP2456 is the source of this 357-nucleotide messenger RNA. The record is from the annotation of a GenBank genome assembly. NCBI's taxonomy places the organism in Eukaryota, Dinophyceae, Suessiales, Symbiodiniaceae.